Messenger RNA from Magallana angulata, 714 nucleotides. RefSeq lists its product as uncharacterized. Lineage: Eukaryota; Metazoa; Mollusca; Bivalvia; Ostreida; Ostreidae. Bases 1 to 714 code for a protein of 237 amino acids. The transcript is spliced from 4 exons. The record is from RefSeq and is a predicted model, not a curated record.
AUGGAGAUGAAAACGUUCCUACCUAAAGGGGCCACGCAGCUGCAGACCAAAGAUGCCAAUUGCUCGAGGCUUGUGACAAAGAUCAGAUGGGUAGUCGAAUCGGCGAAUAGCAGACUGAAGACCUGGCGACUGCUUGAUAAAACCCUCCCAAACACGCACAUCCCAAGUAUUGGAGAUUAUUCCCAAAUCAGUUGUGCAUACUGCAACAAAUUCAGUCCACCUCUUAGCAGCGGAACUUUUGAAAAAGAUAUUGAGAUAGCCUCAAAAUUGAAAGUUUUGGCAAGGUCAUCAAAUGAACUUCAAACGCUCAUAAUUGACCAAGGACUAGAUCGGAGAUCAUAUAAAUGGACUCCAUUAGACGCAUCAGAGGCAUGUCCGUUAUUCCCUCGACUGAGUGAGGAUGAAAUCCGGGAGCUGACUCUUGGUGUAUACCAGGUUAAAUUGGCCCGCUCUUACACCCAAGAACAUUGUAGUCAUGAUGGAAGUUAUGACAUUCUUGUAAACAGUGACGUACGAAUGAUCCUUUCUGCAAAAAUACAGAGUCGCCACAUCUCUGCCAAACGCUACAAGCUUUGGAUCAAGUACAGCUGCACCAGCCCGCUCAAGGGCAUUCCAAACUGGGCAGACACCAUCGAGAAUGCUUCAAGGAUGCCAACAAUUGACGAAUCGGACAGUGAUGACCCAGAGGAAUUAGACUUUUUAUUAUGCAUCUAA